Molecule: messenger RNA, 324 nt
Organism: Psilocybe cubensis
Lineage: Eukaryota; Fungi; Basidiomycota; Agaricomycetes; Agaricales; Agrocybaceae
Exons: 2
Coding region: 1-324 (107 amino acids)
Biological process (GO): vacuolar proton-transporting V-type ATPase complex assembly
Cellular component (GO): endoplasmic reticulum membrane
Source: RefSeq, a predicted model, not a curated record
AUGGCCCAAAACGAAUCGUCCACACCGGCCAAGGACACUCCUUUCUUCUCGAACAUACUACAGCCUGGGUCCUCCCUGCAUCCUACCUUUCUUCUUUUCGUUGACGGCGCUUUCUCUGUGUUGCUGGUCGUAUUCCUGAUCCUCAUUUUUCUAACGUCCGGUAACCCCCACAUCUUCGCUCUCAUUGCUAUCGAGCUCUGUCUCUGGGCCAGUGUUAAAUGGUUUGUAAAUGAGCUGAAGAAAGUUCCGGUGGUGGAGAAAGAUGCGAAGGAAGAUGAAAAGGAAGAUACUGCGAAAGAAACAGAGUCGAAGAAAACAAUAUGA